UUUCCUGGAUAAAAACCCACCGUAGAUCCCUUAUCAACACAUCCCUCACCCACUAACACAUCAACAAAAUGUCUCUCGGAAAGACCGUCACUCUCAACUCCAACGCUAUCGUCCCCCAGAUUGGUCUCGGCACCUGGUUGUCGAAGCCUCAUGAAGUCGAAAACUCUGUCGAGAUCGCCAUCCGCAACGGAUACCGCCAUCUCGACCUCGCUCGUAUCUACGAGAACCAGCACGAGGUCGGCGCGGCCCUCAAGAAGGUCAUCCCGAGCGUAGUCAAGCGCGAGGACCUUUGGAUCACGUCCAAGGUCUGGAACUCUGCCCACCAGGAGGCAGAGGCCUACAAGGAACUCGAUGAGACCCUCAGCCAAAUUGGCACUGACUACUUGGACCUGUAUCUCAUCCACUGGCCAGUAGCUUUCCAGCCCGGACGUGGCCUGUUCCCCAAGUCGACCCCCGAUGCCAAGGAGAUCGACCUCGACACGGAAACUUCGCUGGUCGACACAUGGAAGACCUUGAUCAAACUCCAGAAGACCGGAAAGGUCAAGAACAUCGGUGUCUCCAACUUCACCAUCGAGCACCUCGAGGCGAUCAUCACGCACACCGGCGUUGUCCCCUCCGUCAACCAGAUUGAGGCCCACCCUCUCCUUCCUCAGGACGAGCUCGUCGCGUACUGCAAGGAAAAGAACAUCCACAUUACCGCAUACAGUCCCCUCGGCAACAACCUGGUCGGCAAGCCCAAGCUGACGGACUACCCCGAAAUCCAGGAGGUUGCCAACAAGCUCAACGCAACGCCCGCCCAGGUCCUGAUCGCAUGGGGUGCUUACCGCGGCUACACCGUCAUCCCCAAGUCCGUCCAGGAGUCGCGUAUCAUCUCCAACUUCAAGCAGAUCGAGCUCAGCAAAGAGGACUACGAGAAGGUCACCGCCGUCGGUGUUAACAACCACCUUAGGUUCAACAUUCCCGCAGGAUACAGCCCCAAGUGGGACAUCAACCUCUUCAACGAGGAAGUUGAGAAGAGCUCCAAGAACAAGCCCAAGCUCGUCUAAGCUUGCACUUGUGACUAGCUCGCGCUGCUUGCAUAUUUCCGUCGAUAACCUAGAAGUAAUAUAUCAAGAUGAAAACAAUGUAUUACCACUGUAUCAAUGACGAGACACUAUCUGAUUGACC
Messenger RNA from Coniophora puteana RWD-64-598 SS2, 1167 nucleotides. Its product is annotated as Aldo keto reductase. Gene Ontology annotation, molecular function: aldose reductase (NADPH) activity. The transcript is spliced from 6 exons. The record is from RefSeq and is a predicted model, not a curated record. Bases 69 to 1046 code for a protein of 325 amino acids. Gene Ontology annotation, cellular component: cytosol. NCBI's taxonomy places the organism in Eukaryota, Fungi, Basidiomycota, Agaricomycetes, Boletales, Coniophoraceae.